Molecule: messenger RNA, 1077 nt
Organism: Microthlaspi erraticum
Lineage: Eukaryota; Viridiplantae; Streptophyta; Magnoliopsida; Brassicales; Brassicaceae
Source: the annotation of a GenBank genome assembly
AUGACUCCACAGAGUCGGACUGUUCCUGUCCGACCUGCAUCGGCGACGCAAACUCCUCCGCGAGCUAGUCUAGAUGAUCUGGCACAGAUCAAGCAGCUUCUCACUAACCUGGUAAACGGUCAGCGCGACCACGAAACCAGGCUGGAGAGGCAUGAGAGACGCCUUGCUGAAUCUCGAAACAUCACUAGCCCGCCUCCACGGACUCAGCUCGAUUUUUCGACAAUCUACGCAUCUGGCGUACCUCAGGCGCAAUUCGUUACGCCUUCGCGACCUCAAGUUUCUCAGAUUUUCGGUCCACGGCCGAGCUCGCCACCUGUUGGCAUAAACAAUACGAGCUCGCACCCAAGCGAAACGAGAGCUCAACCGAACGUUCCUCUCUCAUCUCCACCCCCAGGGCCACCUGGUACCGAUCCAGCUAGGCCUAGGUGGUUUGGCGCUUCAGCUUUUGCCUCGAGCUCGCAUGCAAUGCCUGAGUUCGAGAAUCAGCUAGGCGCAACAUACGGUUCACAGCCCUCCGCAACAGCGCGAGAGCACGUGAACGGGAGUUAUCAACAAUUCCCCAGCUCGACCGGUCAGCCCAGUCGAGCUCAAUUCCAAAGAGCUAACGAUUUCACGAAUCAAGCUCCGUUCUAUCCGAUUCCAGCUAAUCGGAACCCAGCUGAUCCACGUAAUCUCGUCGACAGUGAAUCUUUCGAAAGAUUCCAAGAUCGCACAGACCUCGCGUUUCAGCAUAUGAGCUCGAUGUUUCAUCAAGCAACAAGCUCAGCUCCUGAUAUCGACAGAGUGAUUAAAGAGUCUAGACGAACUCCUUUUUCACUCAGGAUCAAAAGUACCUGUAUUCGAGAUACCAGCAAUCUGCGUAUCCCGGAAUACUCUGGUAACAGCGAUCCGAGAGCUUACAUGCGAGCUUUUAACCUCGUCGUAUCUCGAGUACCUUUCUCUCCAGAAGAGAUAGAAGCAGCCUACUGCAGGCUCUUCGCUGAGAACCUGAUCGGACCAGCUCAAGAAUGGUUCUCAACGCUGGACGAAAACUCAAUCGAUAAUUUCGAUCAGCUCCAAUCAGCCUUCCUAAAAUAG